Molecule: messenger RNA, 1786 nt
Organism: Monopterus albus (swamp eel)
Lineage: Eukaryota; Metazoa; Chordata; Actinopteri; Synbranchiformes; Synbranchidae
Product: prolyl 4-hydroxylase subunit alpha-2-like
Biological process (GO): peptidyl-proline hydroxylation to 4-hydroxy-L-proline
Cellular component (GO): endoplasmic reticulum
Molecular function (GO): L-ascorbic acid binding; protein binding; procollagen-proline 4-dioxygenase activity
Source: RefSeq, a predicted model, not a curated record
GUCAAGCUUCCAGGAGGAUCCGUACGUGGCAGCCCCUACAACUCCUCUCUGUUCUGUUCACAACCCCGAGGUUAUUGAAAGAGACAGAAUGAGGAAGUCUCAGUUUUUCAUCUCCUGGGCCCUGCUCUGCUCCUGCUGUUGGAUCGCACAGGCCGAGGUCUUCACCUCUAUCGGCCAAAUGACAGACCUGGUCUUCACAGAAAAGGAGCUGGUCCAGUCUCUACGAGAGUACAUCAAAGCAGAGGAGGCCAAGCUUGCUGCUGUUAAAAGCUGGGCCAACAAACUGGAUGCCCUGACCAGAGUGUCCACCUCGGACCCAGAGGGCUACCUCGCCCAUCCAGUAAACGCCUACAAACUGAUGAAGAGGCUCAACACAGAGUGGUCUGAGCUGGAGAGCCUGGUGCUCCAGAAGCCCUCUGAUGGGUUCAUUUCCAACAUGUCCAUGCACAGACAGUAUUUCCCAAAUGAAGAGGAUGAAACGGGCGCAGCCAAGGCACUGAUGCGUCUUCAGGACACAUACCAGCUGGAUUCUGAGGCCUUCGCCAAAGGAAAGCUGCCAGGUGUGCACUCCAAUGCCAUACUGACGGUGGACGACUGCUUCGACAUGGGGAAGACGGCGUAUAAUGACGCAGACUACUAUCAUGCUGUGCUAUGGAUGCAGCAGUCCUUGAAGCAGCUGGAUGCCGGGGAGGAAGCGGUGGUUUCCAAAGCUGACAUUUUGGACUAUCUCAGCUACUCUGUGUACCAAAUGGAAGACCUGCCUCGAGCCAUAGAGCUGACACGCCGCCUGGUGGCUAUCGACCCCAGCCACCAGAGGGCAGGAGGAAACCUCCGAUAUUUUGAGCGGUUACUGUCCAAGCAGCUGAAUGAGCUGAACCAGGCUUACCAGCCUGCGUCUGAGGAGCCCAUCCAGCUGGGAACCUACAGCAGACCUAAAGACCAUCUCCCAGAGAGAGAGGCCUAUGAGGCCCUUUGCAGAGGAGAGGGGCUCCAAAUGAAUGACGCAAGGCGCAGCCGUUUGUUCUGCCGUAAAAAAAAGAGGACCCCUCUUCUCCUGCGUAAGCCCAUUAAGGAGGAGGAUGAGUGGGACAGCCCCCACAUCGUACGCUACUUGGACAUACUGUCACAUGAGGAGAUUAAGAAGAUUAAGGAGCUGGCUAAACCCAGGCUGGCCAGAGCAACUGUCCGUGACCCCAAAACAGGCGUCCUGACCACAGCCAACUACAGAGUAUCACAAAGUGCGUGGUUGGAAGGAGAGGAGGACCCCGUCAUUGCCAGAGUCGAUCAGAGAAUAGAAGACAUCACAGGCCUUACAGUGGAAACAGCAGAGUUAUUACAGGUUGCUAACUAUGGAAUUGGAGGACAGUACGAGCCACAUUUUGACUUCUCCAGGAAAGACGAGCCUGAUGCUUUCAAAAGAUUAGGCACUGGAAAUCGUUUGGCAACUUUUUUGAAUUACAUGAGUGAUGUCGAGGCGGGCGGCGCUACGGUCUUCCCUGACUUUGGAGCAGCAAUCUGGCCCAGAAAGGGGACGGCGGUGUUCUGGUAUAAUCUGUUCAGGAGUGGGGAGGGAGACUACAGAACUAGGCAUGCAGCAUGUCCGGUCUUAGUAGGAAGUAAAUGGGUAUCAAACAAGUGGAUCCAUGAACGAGGACAAGAGUUCAGGAGACCCUGUGGCCUCACAGAGGUGGACUGAAGAACACGCAAACAUACUUACACACACACGCGCGCACACACACACACACACACUGUUGUGCCUUAACUCUGGCAACAAUGCAACACAGAC